AGUCUAAACUUCCCCAACCGGUACUGCGUUCUCUCUCUCUCUCUCUCUCUCUCUCAUCCAAAUUGCUUGAGCACUGUGCAUAUUGCGCAACCCACCACCUCAUUCUCCUCAGUUCCUUGUGGAUCUCUCUCUCUCUCAGAGCCCCAGUAGGUUUUCUCUCCUGGGUUUCCCUCCAAUUGUAACCAGAUUUCAAAUAUGGUUGUCCCAAGUAAAUCAUAACUAAUUGUAUCUUGUCUGGCUAACAUGGAAGUAUGGAGAAGUUCACAGAAGAGUUGAGCUGAUUGGUGCUUUUGUUUUCUGAGCUGGUUGAUGGAUUUGGCUAAACUUUGGUUAUAAUCUUGUUUUCUUUGGUAUCUUGUGAAGUAGAUCUGGACAUGUUUUCUGAAGUGGAACUGGUUAGGGGUGUAGUUGUCCUUGCUGAAAAGCUAGACAAAGACAGUGCGGUUACUUCAAGAUCCGUUAUAACAACACAGCUUUUGGAGGACUUGUUAAGAGAGAAGGCCAGCAAGGAUCAUGGCUACUUCCUUAAAGUCACUGCCUUGAAGAUGAUAGGAAAAGGACAGAUUUCAGACGACUCAAGAAAGAUGUUGUUCCCUGUAGCUUUUAGCUGUCGCACGUUCAUACCGUGCCAGGGGGAGAUUUUGGAGGGAGUCGUUCGUCAUGUGCAUAACCUUGGGGUGAUCAUUAGAUGUGGACCUCUUAACUAUGCUUUUCUGUCAGCUCGAAAAAUGCCAAAUUACCACUAUGUCGAUGGGAUGAAUCCAUUCUUCUUGAGGGAUGACCUUGCAAAGAUAGACAAAGAAGUUGUGGUUCGGUUCAGGGUGCUUCAGGCUAGAUGGAUAGAGAAGAGUAGAGAGAUGAGGAAGGAGUUUGUGAUGGUUGUUAGUAUAGUUGGUGAUUCACUCGGCCCUGUUUGUGGUCCUCAUGAAUCAGACUUGUAACUAUUCAAACCAAAUGAAGGCUUCUGUAAAUUUAAAUGUUAGGAAUAUGAAUUCAGUCUACCUUUAAUCAA
This is a messenger RNA of Rosa rugosa (rugosa rose), 1012 nucleotides long. RefSeq names its product DNA-directed RNA polymerase subunit 7-like protein. Gene Ontology annotation, molecular function: single-stranded RNA binding; single-stranded DNA binding. Bases 375 to 941 code for a protein of 188 amino acids. The transcript has 2 exons. Lineage: Eukaryota; Viridiplantae; Streptophyta; Magnoliopsida; Rosales; Rosaceae. Gene Ontology annotation, biological process: DNA-templated transcription initiation. The record is from RefSeq and is a predicted model, not a curated record.